AUGGCAUCCCCGCUCAGGAACUCUCCAGUUUCCUUUUCACAUAGUACUGACGUAGACAGUGGCAGCAACUCAAAUCUGCAGUAUCACUUCACUGACGUGGCCCAUAGCAAAGACCUUGUGAAUGCUCUCAAAUUUUUGCGUCAAGAUGAGGACUUGUGUGAUAUUGUUCUUAGGGUUGGUGGUACCAAUAUUUCAGCACAUAAAGUUGUGUUAUCUGCAAGUAGCCCAUACUUUAAAGCAAUGUUUACUGGUAAGUUGCCUGUUAUUUCAGUUGCAACACUAUUAGAGGAUUAAUAAGAGAAAAAGAGACUCUUUGCCACCCCUCCCCCCCACAAAUUCCUUAAAUCCUGCCUAUACCCCUGCACAAUACCAAAUGGUGCGGGUAGGGGUAAAACCACCACCUGGUUAGUUCAGUUGGGAGAGUGCCGGUCUGCUGAGAAAGGGGUUGCGGGUUUGAACCACAACUGGACCAACACUCAGGGUCUUUAAAUGACUGAGAAGAAAGUGCUGCCUUUGUGAUGACAUCUGCAAAUGGUUAGAAUUUCUUAGUAGUCUUCUUGGAUAAGGAUGAAAAACCGUAGGUCCCAUCUCACAGCGCUUACAUUUAUCUGUUCAAAAACCCAAACCACUGUUCGAAAAGAGUAGGGGACGUAGACCCCGGUGGCGUGGUCAACCUCACACAUCAUUCACAUCAUGGGUUGGAUGAGCACAGUAACCUCAUAAAAAGUGGACUGAUAGUGGCUGCCAGUGGUGCCUUUGUAUGCUGACGUCAGAGCUUACUGUUAACAUGUUAAUAUAUAUUGUAAAGAGGGCACUUCUGUUGUCUCUCAUCCAUGACUCCUUCCUUCUUUCCUUCCUUCCUUCCUCCCUUCUUUUGGGGAUGAGAGAACAUUUUAUGAAACAGUUCAUUGAACAGAAGUUGCUUUCUUCUAUUUGUUACAUGUAUAUCACUCUAAAGCGAAAUCAGGAAUUGUUUGCAGAAAGAGUGAACCCUAAAGAUCACAUUCCACCAUAAACAAUCACCCUCUGACGAUGUCAGCUUAGGCAACAUAGGAAAUACUUAACUACAGUUUUAACUUUGGAGGCUUGCUGUUGUGGUGUGAUCAUUCAAUAAUACCCUAUCAGCAGCAUUUUAUCAAAGGAGUUGAAUUUUUUUUGGCCUUUUAAAGUUUAUUAGAAUCAAGUGGGUUAAGUCAGGAAUCAGUGUACUUUUAGUUUUGUAUUGUGUUUGUAAGCGAUCAUGCAGCAUUGACCAAUAAAGUAAAAUCUCUUUUCAAUUCUCAGGGGGCCUAUCAGAGAGUCGACAAAACACAGUGACGCUUCAGGAACUUGAUGAGCAUGCAAUGGAGACCAUUGUGGACUUCUUUUAUAGUGGUGAAAUGGAGAUAUCAGAGGAUAAUGUUCAAGAGCUGUUACCUGUAGCUUGUCUGCUUCAAGUGCAAUCUGUUCAGCAAGCUUGCUGCGAGUUUCUUAAAAGGCAGCUUAGUUCAGAGAAUUGUCUUGGUAAGUUGAGUACAAUGCAAACCUCUAAUAAGUGGACACACUAAGGACCAACACGAUUCUACCAAAGGAAGGAUCAAAAUUGCAGGGUGGUCCAUGACUAAGUAACCUCUUGUAUGAGGUAUCCAUUAAGCUUGUGACAUAUAUAGAGGAUAUUACACGGUGGCGAGAAGAUAUGAAUUUUAUGUUCGAGUGGCAAGAACAAUAUCUCACGAGUGAGCGAAGCGAACGAGUGAGAUAUUGUUCUUGCCACGAGAACAUAAAAUUCAUAUCUUCGAGCCAACGUGUAAUGUUCUUUUUAUUAUAUGGAGAAACCGAAACAAAAGCAAAAGGCGGGAAUCGUGACGUCAUUGAAUGAUACGACACUCACAAAGGUGACAUACGGAAAAUACGCCACUCGGGUCCCGGAUGAAGUGGCGUAUGGAAUCUACGAGUGGUUUAGUUCCCAGUAAAACACCCUCCUCCAUAUAAUAAAUAUGGUUUAACUUUUGUUGAUCAACAAAUACAUGUAUUGCCACCCUGGCUAUUCAACAAGUUACAGCUUGUUGAAUUGAAUUCACCCAUCUCUAUUUUUGUUGAACACUGGUUAAUAAAGUUUAACAUGUUAAUUAAAUGAGCUUAUUCAAUAGUCAACAUAAUAUGAUACACUGUGCAGCAUUUGUUGUUGUUCAAUAUUAUUUUGAGUCACUUGCUUUAGUGGUGGCUUGACUUUAGAUUGACUAGCAUUUUUCUGGAAGCCAGAGUGUAGAAUUGAAUACGUGUACAGUACACUUUUGACUUUGCUGUCCCCAUGAGUAGUAUGCAGGAAGUGUGUGUACUGUCUUUGAACUCAGCAAAAUUUAACGGCCUUGCUCUCUACAAGUCUGUCUGAGCUCAGCUGACAGAGCACUGGCCGAGUGUUAAGGGAAAGCCCAGGUUUCAAAUCCUGUCAGUGAUCAAGAGUUUUUUUUUGUUUUACCCAAGCUCAUAACAUGAUCUUCAAGUUGAACCUUCAUCAAGCAUUCAUCCGUGGGGAAGGGACAAAUGUCCACUUAACCCUUUAAGCGCUAAGAGUGAUCAGCAUGAAAUUUCUCCUUAUAAUAUCAAUACUGUAGAAAUUAGAGUGGUCAUGAGAAUUGAGUGCAUGAUCAGUGAAUAUGGGUCUAAUUGAUAUUUUAACAAAUUCUCCCCACUACUUCUGUUGAAAAAGUAUAAGAACAGUAAAUGAGAAUCUCAAUUUUUAAUCUUAGGGUUUUAAAGGGUUAAUAACCGUUCUGUUUAUAGUGAUAAACUGAUAAUUUUUGUCCACUGGGAGUUGGGAACUGGCCACUGAAUCGAGGGCAGCCAUUUGAUAGAAGGCCAUCUAUUAGAGUUUCAAUGCUAUAAAAAUCUUCACAAAAAUAUGCCAAACAUUUUUAGCGAGAUCAUCACUGUAAUUAAGGUUUUGAAUACAUUGGUGUAAAUUACAAUUUAUUAGAUGGUCUUUAUCAAUUUUUCCUUUUCUUAUCAUAUUUUUUUUUAUGCAGGAAUUGUUGCCUUUGCUGAUCGUCAUAACUGCGCAGAGUUAGUGACGGAGUCAGAGUCCUUUGCAAGGCAACAUUUUAUCGACGUUGUUCAGAAUGAAGAAUUCAUGGACAUAUCAGCCAAGCAGUUGUCACGGCUUCUAGCUAACGAUGAUCUUAAUAUUCUGUCUGAAGAGCGCGUCUUCGAAGCAGCUUUGGCUUGGAUUAAAUACGAUCCUGACGUUAGAAAGGUACAUUCACAUAAGGACCAACAUCCAAUUUCUCCUUAUGUGUCACGCUUAAUCUAAAUCAAAAGCAAUGAGAAUUCAGGAAAUGAUCACCAAAAGUGAAUGAGGAUUUCGUGCUAAGAUGGUCUUGGGAUUCUCUAUACGAAAUUAGAUUGUUUUGUUGUACGACAUACUGCUACAUGAGAAAUUUCUGCAAUUUGAUUGGCUUAGAGCAGUGGUAUUUCAGCUUAAUUUGAAAUACCUACAUGUGAAAAUUACAAACCUUUUGUGGGUAGUAGUAUAAACAAAUAGUAGCAUGAUUUGUAUGUGAUAUUUGGCAUAGAUACCACUUGUGAUAUUUCAAAAUUGUCUCAAAUUUCACUCGCCUACUGGCUCGUGAAAUUACGUAUAACAACUUCCAAAUAUCACUCGUGGUAUUUAUGCCAAAUAUCACGAACAAUCAUGCUAUUACCUAUACUAAUAAUAUCUGAACACAAGUUUGUUAGGCCAUGCUUCUUUUUCGCGUACACUGAAACGCAUCUAAAGGUCAGCAACCACAACAGCAUUUUCGCAUCAUUUUCAGCCGUCCACACAAAGGACAAAGCCAUCAAAAAACGCAUAUCUGGAAAUAUGUGUUAAUACCAGGCUAUCUCAGACGUGUUGUUUCCAAUUUUUCGCGCUGUUGUUUGCUUUUACCGGCGAAGCCGGGUAAUGCAUGAGCAGCAAUAAAGUCAGUUUACUCAAAAAACCUUUGUUUUUGCCGUUCACAGUAAGAGCUGUAGACCUUCAUAAUUAUCAAAACAACCAUUUUCGAAAGCGUUUUCGAUAACCUCUGUUUUUUAAGGCUUUAAUCUGGGCGCAAUUUCAAAACGCAUUAAAAUGAGUGUACAUAGGAUCCAUAGUGUACGUUUUUACCAUAGUACAGUGUAAACGUGUAUUAGGCGCUCUGAUUUGACUGUUGGUUCGUUAUUUGUUUUCAGGAGUCCGCAUCCGAAAUCCUUAACAAUGUCAGAUUUCCU
Messenger RNA from Porites evermanni, 4227 nucleotides. The record is from the annotation of a GenBank genome assembly. Lineage: Eukaryota; Metazoa; Cnidaria; Anthozoa; Scleractinia; Poritidae.